Linum tenue is the source of this 1456-nucleotide messenger RNA. The record is from the annotation of a GenBank genome assembly. Lineage: Eukaryota; Viridiplantae; Streptophyta; Magnoliopsida; Malpighiales; Linaceae.
CUCUCUCUUUCCCUCUUCUCCAAUGGCUUCCUCUCCAAACGUCGCCGCCGCCACUCUCUUCCUCCUCCUCCUCAUCGCCCUCUUCUCCACCGCCGCUCACGGCCGUGAGAGCCACUUCUUCAGCAGAGUCGCCGCCAACACCAACCCCACUCCCACCACCGUCACCGUUUCUCCCGACUCCAAAACCCCCGCCGCCGCCAACAACGUAGAUCCUAACGCCGUCACUAACGGCCAGCAAUACCAACAGCAGCAGCAGCAGCCUUCCUUCGUCCAGGAAACGGAAAACAACGGCUACGGCAUCUACGGCCACCAGGCCCCCGAAGAAACGGCGUCGUUUGAUCAAACCGCGGCCACCACCAAGCUCACCUCUUCCCCGACCAACAGCUUCCGUCCCUAUAACCAACAGACCAAUAGCGACGAGACUUUCCGCAACGGAAAUGCCAACAACAACGAGAAGUACUACAACAACGACCGGUACUACGGCGAGAGCGGCUACAACGGCGCCAACAACAACGACGAGUUCUCCGACGAGGACCAGGAAAAGUUCGGCUACGAGAAGUCCGUCGCUAAUUCCGGCAGGGAGUUUGGAAACAGUGGUUACGAAAACACCCCCGUCGCUAAAAGGUACAAUUAUAACAACAACAACAACAACAACAACGGCAAGCAGCAGGGGAAUUUUGGAGAGACUAGCCUGCAACAGCAGGCCGAUAACACCGGCUACGAGACGGCCACCGCGGCGGCGAAUUCCGGCAGGGAGUUUCGAAACGGCGUGUUCGAGAACAACGCCGUCGCUAAAGGUUAUAACUACGACAACGAAAACAAUGGUGACGGGGUUGAGAGGCAGGGGAUGAGCGACACGAGGUACCUGGAAGGCGGGAAGUACUACGUCGAAGCGAAGAACCCGAAUCAAUACCAAGGGAUGAGCGGCAGCAGAAAUGAUUUCAAUUACAACAACAAUGUGAAGAAUGAUCGGAAUGGUUACUAUAGCAACGGAAUCAAUGGCGACCACGGCGACUCGUACGAGUAUUAUGCCAAUCGCAUGAACAACAGGAACCAGAACCAGCAGCAGCCAGAGUACUUCCAGGGGAACAACUACCAGAACCAGCAGUCGAAUCGAACACCUUGAAGUUACGACAUUGUUGUUCGUGGUACUAGGUAGCUUCUCUGUUGCAGCAAGAACAGAGUGGUGGGGGGGGGUUGAGUUUUAGUAACUCCAUUGCACGUAGAGCUGCAGAGAAUAAUAAGAGGUAGGGAAUGAAUUUGGCGUACCCUCGAGUUGCCCUGUUUUGGAGGGCAACCAACUGUAAUCAAUUCAUUUCACUUGAGUUGUCCUUGUUUAAUUAUUGUGCUGGAAAAUUUAAAAUUUGCCAGCUACAUCCAGCUAUAUGAGUAAAAGAAAGUGACUAAGGUAAUUAUUGGUGCCACACAUUAUCUGUUUGAUUAUUGAUUUAGUAAC